UAGACUGAGGGGAGGGUGCAAGCGAUGAUGGACAUCGUAUUGAUUUCUAUCUGCCCGCUCCUCCCCUAUUGUGGCGAUGCACGGCGAGACAUCGAUCGUUGCACCGCGGCCCAAAUUAACACCCCACAGUGAACGGGUCGCAAACUCCCAGACCACUGAUUUUCGCGCUGGACUUCCAAGUGUUGUGGCAGUUGAGUUUAAGUUUCGAAACAUCAAGAGCACACUUCUGUAACGUGAUAACAAAAUAAAGCAUUCUUAAUGGUGUCCGCGCGACGCUGAGAGGGGAUUAAGGGAUAUUUUUGAGACGAGAAGUGAUAGAAAAGGAAUAAAAGUGGCGACGCUAGGAGCACGCGUGGAAUGCGCGGGAGUGGAUUUCUUUAAUUUGCGAGCACGCCCAGAUACCGUCGUGCCGCCCUCCGAGCACUCGGCCAUGGCGACCGAAACUGUAUGGCAAACAGGCGGCGCCGCGCCUGGGGGGGAGCAGCAGUACUCUCUCCGCUGGAAUGACUUCCACUCCGCCAUGGUGUCCUCGUUCCGCAGGCUCCGGGAUGAAGAGGACUUUGUGGACGUCACGCUGGCCUGCGCUGGUGCUACUUUCACAGCCCACAAGGUGGUGCUAUCAGCCUGCAGUCCCUACUUCAGAAGGUUGCUAAAAGCGAACCCAUGUCAACAUCCCAUCGUAAUUCUUCGGGACGUGCAUGACAAAGACAUGGAAAGUCUUCUAAGGUUCAUGUAUCAAGGUGAAGUCCACAUCGGACAGGAACAGCUUAAGGAGUUCCUGAGAGCAGCACAGCUCCUGCAGGUCCGAGGGCUAACUGAUGUUCCCCCACCAACUCCGAUCUCAAAUAUUGACCAAAAAGCAUCACCAUCAGCAUCGUCCUGGACGGAGACUGGCAGUGGUGGAUCUCGGGAAGGUCGCGACCCUCAGCAAAGGGAGGGCAGGAGAGCUCGAAGGCCUGAAGAAGGUGCUGCCAAUACACCUCCCCCCAAAAGAGCCAGAUCAUCAGACCUUUACCAAGCCCAAAUGAAAACCAGGUGUAGGACGGAGCAACUGCUAGCAGCUCAGGGAGCCAGCCCAGAGAGGAUGGCUACCAAUGGCCACGAACUCGCUUUAUUCAGCCAAGCUCUAGAAAACGUGCAGAAUCCCCACCUGUCUAAUGUUUCCAAUAACUUGUCGGGUGACGGUGAGGAGUCAUCAUCAGACGCGGGCGCCAGCGAUACAGAAGGUGACAACAGAACGAAGCAGGAACCCGUGGACUACGACGACCCAGCUACCAUGGCCAACACUAACGGCGCUCUGCCACACAAUUUCCCUGGACUUCUUAACUUACCUGGCUUUCCUGGAUUGCCGGGACCGUCAGGGAUACCUGAUAACUUCGGUGGAUGUCGACGGACGCAAGAUCUUCUUCGAGUGCGGGCUACAGAUCCUCGGCCCUGUCCUAAAUGCGGGAAAAUAUACAGAUCUGCGCACACACUGCGAACACAUCUUGAAGACAAACACACUGUGUGCCCAGGAUACAGAUGUGUGCUGUGCGGGACAGUUGCCAAAUCACGCAAUUCACUCCAUUCUCACAUGUCGCGACAACACCGCGGUAUUUCCACAAAAGACUUACCCGUUCUACAGAUGCCCACAAGAUUUGACCCGGAACUCGCCAGCCAAUUACUAGCAAAAGCAGGAGUAAAAGUGUCACCAGAACAAUUGAGAGCUCGCGCCUCUCCCACCGGACCCCGGCGCUCUGAUAUCAAGCUGGACGCUAAGUCAGCUGCGUCGGAGAGCAGCUCAAUAUGUGGUGACAAUGACCACGACGAUCUCAGCCAAUCCAAGUAUCAAGACAGUAUUCCAGUAUCCCCACCACACAUCAAUAACCUCACAAAUACAACAAUAACAAAAGUGCCUGCGGUGCGAGCGGUGACUGCGAAAGCAGUUGAAAACCUUCCCCACGGCAUGGCCACCAUGAAACACGACGAGUACCCGCCCGGCUUUGGGGGAGGGUCCGCCAUAUUGGACACUUACCUCCAGUACAUCAACGAGAAUGUUUUUGGAAUGAACGCUGCGAAAUUGGCUCAAAUGAAUGCAAUGCACAUGGAAAGAAAAACUUACGACGAACCAUCACCCCAAAUGGGAUCCCUGCCACCACCACCGACCACACUCGCGCACCAACGUUUCCUCAAGCAAAUGCAGAGACAGUAUACGGAGAACAUGGGGAAGCCUGACAUCAUGCGCGACUCUGAUGAACCGCUAGACCUGGGCAAAGAGCGACACAGAAGCGACAGUAUUAGUGAAGAAGACAGACAGGACAUGGACAAGGAAAAGGAUUAUUACAGCAAGAAUUAUGACGAAGACAGAAGAAUAAAUUCUGAACAUGACCAGGAGCACAGCGGGCACGAAGAAGAUUUCUCCGAGGAGGAGCACAAUAAAAGUGUGGCCUCAUGAAAUGACGUCUUACCGUCAACGCAUGUAUGAGUGUAAGCAACAUUUUGUUGGUUUUUAAAGGUGCUUAAGAGUUAUGUUACGUCAUCCGACGUUUAAACAAAUUAAUUGUUGACCCGUGGAAUAUCGUUGGUGCCAUUAACGAUGUAUAAAUGAGUUAUUGUUCGGCUAAACUUUGUGUAAUUGCUGAGCACAAAGUGAGGCCAGAUUCACAUUAGAGCUGACUGGAGUCCUGAUUCUGAAGAAACAGUACGCCAGCUUAGUGUGAUUCCGGCUUGAAGCUGACAAUGCUAUGUGUAAUGUUUGUGUUAUAUGAGUUUAGCUGUACAAUACCCGUCGUGAUACCAUAUUGCCAUAUUAAAGUAGCGUGACCCGCGACCCAUCGCAUCCGACUCGAGCGGCGUGAGAUUGUUUCGUAGGAUAUAUCUAGCGAGUAGUAAGUUUGUAUGUUGUAAGGUCCCUUUCACAUAGUAGGGCAACUUACAUAGUAAUUCCAUCCAACUACCUCAAUUUUCGGGCCAAUACGGCGACGAUAAAUAUAUAUGUAUAUCCACACAAAUUGUGAAAUUCCAUCCAUCUACCUCACUUCAAUAGAUUUUAUUUAAUAUUUUAUACAAUUUAUAGUUAUAAAUAACUGUUGUUUUAUGCAUUUUGCAGAUUGCAUUUAUAUGUAUACUAUAUAGAGUAUAUUGUAGGUAAAAUAUUGUGCAAGUCGUAAGGCGCUCUAACCGCCCGUAGAUGAGUGUUUAACAAAUGAUUAUUUGAUAUAGUGACCGCACUCACUAGAAACUUUAGACUGUAUCACCGUAGAGUAAUAUUACCUUAUAUUAAAUCACAUUUUAUAAUAAGCGAAAGCAAAUAUCUUUGUAUACGAACAAAUUCAACAGAGCUUAAAUCUAACUAUACUAAAAUCGUGUUGCGAGAGUAAAAGAUAAUAAAAUAUAUGUUUAUAAGAUUUUUACGCCACUAACGUACCGACGCAAUCGUAUAAUAUGUUGAAUAUAUUCGUCUCGCUCUCUUCGUAUUGGUCGUUUUCGCAGUGGCAUACGAAUGCGUCGCCUCGCUAUUGGACGUUGCAGAAAAUUCUAAAUUUAAACACCUUUUGUCUAGAGACUGAAUAAUGUUCAAAUUUGAUCGAUUCGUUACAAGUUCAAAAAUUACGCGUUGUAAAUAUAUUCGGUGAUAUUAUUUAAAUUAAAUGAAUAGACAAAUAGAAACAAAAGCAAUAAAUAAAGUAUACUUUGGUGUUGCCUUUUAAGAAUAUUAUAUGUAAAUAAUGCGGGUAGUAUUGGGUUAUGUUGUCGUAUCGUCUCACGGGAUAUCUAAAAUAGUGACAUUGAUUUGAAUAAUGAUUGUUGAUUAAAUGACAACUUAUGAUUUACCAACUAAAUUUCUUAUUAAAAAAAGUUUUACCGACCGAUGCGAGCGAUUAAUGACCGCUUUUUAUUCUAUAGUCCAUAUUUUACCGUUUAUUAACUUUUUAGUAAAAUGCCGGUUUUAAAUAUUCCGUGAAAUAACCUUACAAUAAUAUUAAGAGCAGCUGUUUGUCUGGUAGUAGGUAAUGAUGUGGGCAGAAUACUUAACAUUACUGUGAUUACAAUCUCAUAUUAGCCUUCAAUAAUUAUUAUUAUACAUAUUUUUUAGAGUACAAUGUUAUAGUUAUUUAGUAUAGGUAUUGAUAAGCGAUUCACAAAAUAUAUUUACUUCCUGACGUGUAGAUUUAAAUUCACAAUUAUUUAAGAUAUUAGAAUGAUAGAUGGAGCAUUUAAUCUUUUAUAUCGGAAAGUUGCAUUUUUUAUGUUGCCACACUGGGCUCGACAGCGGCCAUGACAGUUACGUAUGUGUGUUAACUAUGUAGUUACUAUGGGUUGAUUGAAUAUUAUGUUUAGCGUGUUAGUGAGAUUUAAGGAAUAAGUCAUUUUGUGUUUGCGUAUACUUACAGUAACCUUGUUGACAGUUAUGGGUGUUGCCAUAGUGAAUAAUUAUUCCGCUUGUACAUAUAAAAACUUUUUGAUUGUUUAGAGAAGUGUGCUUAUUUUCACAAUGUUGAAUAUUUGUUAUAACCACGGGAUACAGUUGAAAUAGUGUUAAAGCACGGUAAGAUUAGUUACCAGAUAAUUAAGGGAUUAUAUAUUUUUCAGAACACAAUUUUGCAGAUUAAAUAUACAAAUGUUGCACGAUACUGGAUUGAUAUAGUGACGUUUCGGACGAGGCUAUAAAAUAUAACAAUAUGUUUCUGGGUGUUUUUGUGACGGCCUGUUCGAUUGGAAUUAUUGCACAGACAAAGUAUAUAAUAGACGGAACAAAAAAAGCAACCAGUGAUUUACGUUUAGAAGUGCGACAGUUUUACAAGCAAUAUAGUGGCCUGUUUACAUUUAAUGACCUUAUAAUUAUUAAGAAAUGAUGACCCGUUUAAUUUUUCGACUUGAGUGAUUAAGAACAAUAUUUUUGUACUUUAGUUUUCGAACAAACAAAUACAUAUAUAUAUAUAUGAUGACGUAUUUAUAUACACCUUAUCCAUAAAAUGCCUCAGCAAGUACAAAAUCAACAUUCAAGCGAAACUUCUACUAAUUUUUGUCAGUUUGUCCUGCAGCAUGCAAAAAGAUAAGACGUCUAAUAACUUGAGGCAUGACUUUAAUUUAAUAAUGACACCUUCAGUAAUACAUUAAUAAUAAAAGCAAUAACACACACCCAUACAUGUCUUAAAAAAAAUAUCACAACUGUUACUUGUUAAAUUUGAAUCUUUCAGUCGGAAUUUUAAUUACUCGGACACAUGACGUCACUGGGUUGUCGCUCCGUCUAUUAGCUUUCUCUGGGGUCGAACCAUAGAUCGACGUUAUAUCGUGCACAAAAUGUUGUUAUGUAUAUUUAUAUAUACCAGUGGAGAUAUUAUAUUUAGGACUCUAAGUCAAGAUUCUCAUGUAAAAAGUAUGUUUAGUUACCUUUUGAACUUUCAAAGUUCUUCUUAUUUUUACCUCAUUAGUUUGCUAUUAAGGUUUGAUUUUACAUGAGCCAACAACAUUGUAAACUUAAUAUUUUGCGUACAACCAUAAUUGUAAACUUAAUAUGUUGCGUACAACCAUAAUUGUAAACUUAAUAUUUUGCGUACAACCAUACUAGUAGUAUUUUGAAUUAUAUCGAUAGCACAAAAUUAUUUACUUGAUAUUUUUACAGUAAGAUAUUUACACGGUAAUGUUUCAGCAGAACUGUGCUGCCUUAAUUAUUACGGUUUGUUUCUGUAGUGUUAGCGUUCUUUUAGACAAUAAUAUUUAUGUUCAAAUUAAUUGUUUGUUUGUCAUUACGUCAUCUAUUUUAGUGGACUAGUUGUAUGCCGCUUCUCUACAUUAUUAUAAACAAAUAAAAAUAAUUGUUUUGAAAA
Molecule: messenger RNA, 5810 nt
Organism: Leptidea sinapis
Lineage: Eukaryota; Metazoa; Arthropoda; Insecta; Lepidoptera; Pieridae
Gene: ab
Product: protein abrupt-like
Exons: 14
Coding region: 431-2434 (667 amino acids)
Biological process (GO): regulation of transcription by RNA polymerase II
Cellular component (GO): nucleus
Molecular function (GO): protein binding
Source: RefSeq, a predicted model, not a curated record